AUGAUUCAGUGUGGCCUACGAUUUUCUCCACGAACGUUGAGACUCAGCUGUAUAAGCAGACAGCUUUUCUCUACUAAAACGAAUGGCUCAAAUGAUUUCAAUGAUGCCAAGCUCCGAGAUAUAAUUGAGUCCUCCAACAUGGCACCUUCAAAGAGGUUCAAGGCUGAAAACAAUGACCAAAGUAUAAACGACACACAAAAACUUAAGCAAGUUGUUGAAUCGGCUCCAAUUAGCCCGAAGACAAUCGUGGAAAGCAUCGCUGCUGCUGACGAGGCAGAGCCUAUAGAUAACGGAAGAAACAAACCCAAACAGAGUCCAUUGGAAAUGUUGAAGACAAAUUACAAACUCUUAGUGUCUUCAGUUAUAAAAGAUUCUCUGAGCUCCGUGAACACUCUUGCACAAACAUUGAACCAGAUCACGGGAUAUAGUAAAAUCGAGGAGCACAAACAGUUGGUGCAACAAUUGGAAAAGGAAGUGAAGGAAGCACGCUUGGAGCUCAAAAGAGCCAAAAAUGCUUAUUCGGAUGCAAUUGAACAGCGUUCAAAUCUGCAGAGGGAAGUUACCGAGCUUUUGACUCGGAAAGACACUUGGAAUCCUAUGGAUGUCGAGAGAUUCACGCAACUAUACAGAAGCGAUCACGAGAACCAGCGCAAUGAGUCUGAUUCGAAAAUUAGAUUAGAAACGGCAGAACAAGUCUUCGAUUCAGCUCAAUUGAAGCUUGGCACCAAGAUCCUAGCCCGAUAUCACGAGGAACAGCUCUGGAGUGACAAAAUCAGACUGGCACUGACGUAUGGAACAUGGAUGCUUACUGGACUAAACAUAAUAUUCUUCGUUGUGGCAAUCUUCUUUGUCGAGCCAUGGAAAAGAAGACGUUUAGUCAAUGCAUUUCAUGUGGAGGUUAGUCUGCAAUUCGAUGAAUACAACACUGAAAUAAGGCAUUUAUCUGACCAAAUGAAACAGUUGACAGAUGCAAAAGAACCGAGUGAAGUCUUUCUCGCACUGGAGGAGGAUUUGGGGCCACAAGUUCAGCGUCUCUCCCAGACAACAAUUACGAGUGCUCUCACAUCUUGGGACUCUCUCAAAGCUUUCUUUCACAAAGUUUUUGCCAUGGAUUUUCUGUCUGGCCAGUUCCUUAUCACCAAAUCUGACUUGAUUUUUGCUUCUGCAGCUCUCGUUGUUUUCUCAAGCGGAUUAACAACAAUAAUAAGUCGUAUGAUGUUUUCCUAG
Australozyma saopauloensis is the source of this 1227-nucleotide messenger RNA. RefSeq names its product She9p (gene SHE9). The transcript has a single exon. Gene Ontology annotation, biological process: inner mitochondrial membrane organization. The record is from RefSeq and is a predicted model, not a curated record. Bases 1 to 1227 code for a protein of 408 amino acids. Gene Ontology annotation, cellular component: mitochondrial inner membrane. NCBI's taxonomy places the organism in Eukaryota, Fungi, Ascomycota, Pichiomycetes, Serinales, Metschnikowiaceae.